Molecule: messenger RNA, 815 nt
Organism: Lentinula edodes (shiitake mushroom)
Lineage: Eukaryota; Fungi; Basidiomycota; Agaricomycetes; Agaricales; Omphalotaceae
Exons: 7
Coding region: 274-681 (135 amino acids)
Source: RefSeq, a predicted model, not a curated record
CUGACUGAUGGGUUCACAACAGCGUGUUUCCGAUCUGUCAGUCCAUGUAAGUGUCUUCUCGGUAUAUAACUCUUCCCAUAUUGUUGGAUUCGACUUCACAAAGGCCCCUUCUUCUCUUCGUUUUGGCUGGCCAUUUGACUUUUCCUCGAGUCGUUCCUUUCAUUCAAAUUGGUCCCCGAGUCAUUUUAUAUCCAAUUCUUCUCUUCUCGACUCGCCGGACAUUUAUUUCUUUUCCUCCUCUGCUUGCCAUCAAACAUAUAAUCUUGCGACACCAUGUUUCUUCGUGUUUUAUCUGUUUUCAAAGCUCUCAGAGCCUUUAUUUUUGCUAUCUGCAUGACGCUCAGCAUAGGAUGUGCUACGAUUCUCUCUAUUUUUCUUCUUCGUCAAUGGAGCGAUUUUGAUCUCGUUAGUCGGAUAAUCGUGGUUAUACUCACCGUUGUUCAUUCCCUCGGAGGAAUUCUCCUUUAUCUCAUGAUCGUUGUUCAAUUCAAAGUUUGGUUGGAUGCUGCUCGCGUCUCUGUCUACCUUGCAUUCGUUCUAUGUGGCGGUUUACUCCUCAUUACUGGUCGUGCAAGUCUUCCAUGCUCUGGCUCUGGUAUCGGAAACACCUGUAGUCAGUCCACGCUGUCCGUUGCGAUAGCUAGUUUCGCCACUCUUCGCGAAAGCACCCUCGGAUAUUAAUGAAGAAGGCCUAACGACCGUCAAUUCAAGAACUAGUUUGAUUACAUCCGCAGAUAAAUUAGAAGCUCGGAGUUUUUCGAAGUACGAUUACCACUCUAAUCAUACUCCUGUGGAUGGACAUGUACAUGGUUUAU